GCAUGUCUCUUGAAUCUUUUACGAACCCACCCAUCUAGCUGUAUCAGUAGCGUUUCACUAUAUGUAUCUCUGACAGACAUGCUUGUAUUUAUUCAACCUCACCAUCAACAAUGUCUUUUUCCAUUUCACCGUCCAUUAAUACCACAUAGAUUGCGGAAGCACACUUGCACUUAUCAUCGUCCGAUGUAUCGAAACAACUUCACAGCUUACAGGUUAAGGAGAGCGAAACAAGACGAGUCGAGGGAAACGACGCCGUCCAACUCGGCGCGGAAGACGAAGAGUACGGUAAGAACAGCCCUCGAAAGUUGUUUUGUUUUCUAGGUGUCUAAGUUAGCGAACGGGACGACGGGCGGACUAAUGAAGGGUCAGCGGCGACCGGGAGAACGUGUCGUCGACAGCGCAGCCAGAACCAAGCGUUGAAGGGAGGGUAUCGAGGGUAUCCCAUUAUGGAUCCUCAAGCGGCGCCCGGUGACUGGAACUGGGUCGCGACCGCGAUUAUAGCGGGUAACAACGGGUGUGCGACAACAGAUGUUGCAUUGACUAGGGAAAUGUCCAAGAUGCAUCACCGAGGGGGGAAAGGCAAGUGGCGUAACGGGUGGGAACGGGAUGGAAGUACUGGAACGGGCAUGGCGUGCCGCCGGUGAUAGAUGCUGGCAAGUUGAUGAGUUCGAUAUUGUAGAAUAGAACACAGACGAUAGAUAGAAGGGUGGAUGGGAAGGGGACAUCAUCAGCGGACAUCGGCUAAAAAAGUCACUUCGACUUCGCGAUGUCCCGUGCCGCCUU
Molecule: messenger RNA, 783 nt
Organism: Heterobasidion irregulare TC 32-1
Lineage: Eukaryota; Fungi; Basidiomycota; Agaricomycetes; Russulales; Bondarzewiaceae
Exons: 1
Coding region: 79-321 (80 amino acids)
Source: RefSeq, a predicted model, not a curated record